Dentiscutata erythropus is the source of this 200-nucleotide messenger RNA. NCBI's taxonomy places the organism in Eukaryota, Fungi, Glomeromycota, Glomeromycetes, Diversisporales, Gigasporaceae. The record is from the annotation of a GenBank genome assembly.
AUUAUAAAGACUCUUCAGUACUGCCCACAGAAUUUGCUAAAAAGCUAGUGGAGCAGUUGGCAAAUGUGGAACAGUCGUUAGGGCUACCUGCACAUUGGACGUUAGCUAAAGUUCGACACCGAUGGUAUUACCGCUACAAAAAAUUGAAGAAAUCCCAGCCGGAACUUGUACAAAUCGACGCUCCCAUGGAAGAUACUUGA